GUGGACCGCUGGGCUCAAGUUUUCACCUGCAGAGGUGUCUCCAGCCUGCAACCUAUCCAACACAUAACGGUGGAGAAAGAUGGCAAAAAAUAGUGGAGCUGCUGCUGCGGGAGAGUCCCAGCACGGACAGAGGAUGAUUUUUACAGGCCCAGAUGGAAUCGGAGACUACAGGCCCAGAUCAAAUUAUUUCCCCCUGUACAUCGGUGUGGGCGCCUCAUCACCCGAGUCCACAGGAGACCUCGGAUACCUGUGUCGAGCUGCACCGCACGCCCCCCCCCCUGUGCCCAGGCAGGGCUACGUGGGGGAGGUGGGCUGGGGCUGGCAGCACAACCAGAUGUUAAACGGUGGAACGCUGCACAGCAAUAUGCAAAUUAAGAAAACGGAGUUUCGUUCAGCGCUGGAGGACAAAGCGACUCAAAGGUUUCAGAACGAACAAGACAGAGAACAUCCGGAGAGAAAGUAAACCUAAGUAUGGGAAACGAGCAUUCACACGAGAAGGAAGCCUUAAUUCACAUUACAGUGAUUUAAGUGAUUUCAAAGAAAUGAUAAUGGAAUAGAUGUAAACUAAAUGAUCUCUGUGAUGGGGGAUUAUCA
This is a messenger RNA of Labrus mixtus (cuckoo wrasse), 594 nucleotides long. Its product is annotated as protein SPMIP2. The record is from RefSeq and is a predicted model, not a curated record. The transcript has 4 exons. NCBI's taxonomy places the organism in Eukaryota, Metazoa, Chordata, Actinopteri, Labriformes, Labridae. Bases 80 to 463 code for a protein of 127 amino acids.